AUGGCUCUUUUGAAAGCAUUUCAAAAACAAUUAGAAAAGAAGUCAUGUCCCGUGUGUAGAAAUCUUGUUACACAAGGAUUGUAUCGAUCACAUUUGAAUCACUGCAAAUUACAACCCGACGAUGAUGAUUGCCAAAUCAUCGCUGAAGUCUGUGCAACGGACAGAAAACGAGAAGCUGCCGAGAGUUUAAAUAGCUCAGACAACAGUGAUGAUUUGUUCAGCAAUCUGGAUCACUAUAAGGUAGCAGAGGAGCAAGAUUCUAAAGAGAGGAAUUCUGGGAGUUUUCUUUCGGAUGUCAUCAACGUUGAAGAAGCUUCAACUAAUGAACAGAAGCAAUUGGCUACAGUUAUUGUGAAGGAAAAAAUGAAAGGCGAGAUGAUGAUUAAACCAAUUAGUAGAACACCUAGCAGUUUUACUAGAAAACGCACGAAAAAAAUCAAGAUUUCUUCAUCUGAAUCGAUAAAAACUUUGGAAGUCAUGGAGAAAGUUGAUUCUCAUCUUCUAAUAUCGUCGAUGCAAAGCAAAGGUGAAAUUUUACGAGCAAGCAAAGCAACAACUUCAGUGGCAUUGAAGGAGUGUUCUGAAAAUGAAAAAGAAGAGAGCAAGCAAGAUGAAACAAAAUAUUCGAAUAACAGGGAUUUUUUUAACAGCAAAGCUACAACCAGUCAUGAAAUUAAAGUAGAAACUCAAGUAGAGCAGCUGGAAAAUAUCAAAUCCUACCUCAACAUUUGUGAUUACAAUCUUGGAAAGAGUAGUCAGAUGCUGUCAAAUUGCAAAGACCUUGCGGCUGAAGGUACUCAAGUCGGUUCACCGUAUUACCUUACAUUAUUCCAUAAAAUAAUGAGACGGCAUGAUGUUAAACUUCAUAAGUACUUGAAAGCUUUGGUUAAUAUAGGAUAUUCAGGAGAACAAAUGAAAAUAGUGGCUGUUAUGGAAAUAAUGAAACCGGUUUUUUGUAAUGGAGGUCAGUAUGGUGAAGUGCAAUUCUGGGGUGAACGUUUGCAUUUGCUACAAAAAUUUGUAAUGCUAUCAGAUCAGAGUAAACAGUUGUUAAUUCGACUGUUUCUUCGCAAAAGAAAAUGGUUAAUAGCGAAUAAACUCUCAUACGCCAACAUCUCUUCCUCAUUGGAUCCAUUAUUUGAAGAAUUAUUGCAAGCUGAACUCAUUGAUUCAAGUCAGUCAUCAUUGCUAGAUCUUGAAGAAGCCGUUUAUCUCUUACAUGCUCCAUCGUUAAAAUCUCUUGCGAAGCAGUUCAGAUUAGAUUUCAACAAAGGCAAAAUUGAAAUUUGUCGUUCAUUAUUGAAAUUCGCUACACAGAAAAAUGUUUUCGGGAUCACUGUGGAGAAGCAAAUGUUGCAUAAAAUCAAAGAGGAACUUGGCCCUUGUUUUCGAAUUCGUAAAGAAACUGUGGACAUUUUUUCGGCGAUUUUUACAAUUUAUUCACCGAUGGAUAUGAAUUCCGCAUUACUUUUUGACCAACCUUCUAUUAACCUACCCUCGCAGUUAUUAUUUUCUUUGCUACAACUUGGUACCGACAAACUUCGUUUUCCCGCUCCAUAUAACCCCCGUUUGAUAAAUAUUUAUACGGACGCUGAAAAGCUUUUCAGAUAUAUCGAUGCAAAAGAAUUGGAAGCUGAAAUAGCUGAUCUAACACAACGUGGAAGAUGGGCUGAAAUAAUUGAUUGCGCAAAGAAAGCGCGGGUCGAAUUUCAAAAUGCAUUUACAGUACAGUGGCAAUUCUAUGAAUCUUUGAUUGUUGAUCUUCGGCGAUUCACUGAUCUUCAUAUAUAUGCGAGGUGUAUAUCACAUGGUGUUGAAGCACUGGAAAGAGUCAGAAAUUAUACAGAAGCUGUUGCUUGGUUGGAAUAUAUGUUGCAUGCUGUGGAAUUUAAACUUAUUCUUGCUAAUGCACGAGGUGGAUGGUGGGAUCGAUUAGCGCUAAAUUUAGAUGCACAUCUGAAAGAUAAAGAUAGAGCAAUGAAAGCUGUUAUUGCUGGUCUAGAAGAUCCUGUUUUGGGUGACAAAGAUCGUUUAUCGCUGCAAGAUAGAGGCCGUAAACUUUGUUUAGGGUGGAAAGGACCUCUGAAAGAGAUGGACCUUGAAAGAAUCAAAAUAAAGGGCUUUACAGUAGGUAAAAAUCUUGGCGAGGCACGAAUUAACAGAAAUGGAGUAUCUUGGGAAUGUAGCGUUGAAGAGGUGGCAUUGGAUUAUUAUUUGAGAAAAAAUGGUUUCAAAGAAGGAGUGCACGCGGAAGGUACGCUUUGGCACACCAUAUUUGGACUUUUAUUUUACGACAUUAUUUUCGAUCCAGCUGUUGAGAAUGUAUGGUUCAGCGAAACACAGAUGAAUCCUGCGGAUUUGAACAGCAGAACUUUCUACACCAAUCGCCAGGAUCUUUUCGAGUUACGUUUCAAAGAGAUUGAAGAAGCGAAUUUUGAUGAUUUGCUAUUAAAAAUGGAGAAAACAUACAAUGAUUACUACGGAGUAACCAAUUCAGAGGUCACAUGGGAUUGUUUCACUGAUUUUGCACAAGUCAAACGAUUUAUGAUUUGCUGUCCGAUAACUGCUCUUUGCGCUAGCAUUCGUCGUCUCAUUACCGAUUAUCGAAAUUGUCGAAGUGGAUUUCCUGAUUUAACUAUUUGGAAUGAUGAAAAGAAACUUCUCGCAGUUGUAGAAGUUAAAGGUCCUGGGGAUAAGUUGUCAACCAAGCAACGUUUAUGGCUGAAUUUUUUUAAAAAUCACAAUAUAACUGCUCAUGUUUGCUACGUUUCUGGUGAGGAUUAUUAUCGUUUACUACCUUGA
Molecule: messenger RNA, 2802 nt
Organism: Acanthocheilonema viteae
Lineage: Eukaryota; Metazoa; Nematoda; Chromadorea; Rhabditida; Onchocercidae
Source: the annotation of a GenBank genome assembly